This is a messenger RNA of Prosopis cineraria, 3097 nucleotides long. Its product is annotated as receptor-like protein EIX1. Gene Ontology annotation, cellular component: plasma membrane. Lineage: Eukaryota; Viridiplantae; Streptophyta; Magnoliopsida; Fabales; Fabaceae. The record is from RefSeq and is a predicted model, not a curated record. Gene Ontology annotation, molecular function: protein binding. Bases 267 to 2834 code for a protein of 855 amino acids. The transcript is spliced from 2 exons.
AUAUAAGUAGUGGAAGGUCUUGACUUAGGUUUGCAGAUGCAAUAUUUACGUUAAAAAGCUGUCUUGACUGAGUCUGUGAAAAAUUAAAACUUAAUGGCGUGAUGGGUGAGUUGAUAAGUCCCCCAGCCCCUCUUUUCACACAUUGACGUGAUUAGGGGGAAGACGAAUUAGUAAAAAAGUAAAUCAUUUUCGUUUUGAAAAGUAAAUUAUUAUCAAUAGAAGUUUUGAUUCAGUAGGAGUAAUCCAAGUUCUCUGAGAGAGUGAGCAUGCAUCCAAACAGUCUAAAAUUGCUUCAAACCAUAUUCUUGGUUUGGGUUUCGCACGUGCAGGUUUUGCAGGUGAUAUCUGGAAGCAUCGGGUGCAAAGAGAGGGAGAGGCAAGCACUUUUGGAGCUGAAGAAAGGGUUUGUGGAUGACUACGGCAUUUUAUCUUCAUGGAGUCAACAUGGAGACUCUGAUACUGAUUGUUGCAGCUGGUGGGGUAUUGAGUGUAGCAAUCACACAGGCCAUGUUCUGAUCCUCGAUCUUCGUCCUCGUGACUAUGACAAAUCUUUGAGAGGUGAGAUUAGUGCGUCACUGGUGGAACUGCAACAUUUAAAUUAUUUGGAUCUCAGUUGGAAUCAUUUCCGUGGAAACCCAAUCCCAGAAUUUAUUGGCUCUCUUGUUAAAUUAAGGCACCUUUACCUGUCCCAUGCUUCUUUCGGUGGAAAAAUUCCUUAUCAAUUGGGAAACCUUUCAAACUUAGAAGUUCUUCACCUCUAUGUAAACGAUCUAAUAGGAGAAAUUCCUUGGGAAUUGGGAAAUCUUCUCAAUUUGCAACAACUUAUGCUCCAAUUCAACCACCUAGGUGGCUUAAUUCCUUAUCAACUUGGUAAUCUUUCAAGAUUAGAGGUUCUUCAUCUUGGUUCAAAUGAUAAUCUUCAAAUUGAGAACAUUCAAUGGAUUUCUCAUCUUUCUUCUCUAACCAGUCUUGAUAUAGGUGAUCAAUCAAAUCUUAGAAAAUCCAAAAACUGGUUGCAAAUAAUUGGUCAGCUGCCAAACCUACAAAUUCUAAGUUUAUCUAACUGCAAUCUUUCAUAUAUGGAUCUUCUUUUGGUGCAUCCUUCCCAGCUCAACAUUUCUAAUUCUCUAGCUCAACUUGACCUAUCUGGCAACAUGUUUACAUCAUCCAUAUUUCCAUGGUUGUUCCAUUUGAACUCUAGUCUUGAUUACCUUGACCUCAAUUCAAACCUCUUGGAAGGUCCCAUUCCAGAUGAUCUGGGCAAAAUAAUGAACUCCCUUCAAACAUUGCAUCUCAAUGGCAAUCAAUUAAAUGGAACCUUGCCAAAAACAAUUGCAAAUCUAUUAGAAUUGAACGAUAUUAAUGUUGCAAGCAAUUUUUUGGAAGGUGGGAUCACAAACUUGGCCUCUUUUGCCAAUCUCACAAAUUUGAAGCUCUUGGAUUUAUCUAGGAACUCUUUUACAUUGAAAUUUAGCAACAAUUGGAUUCCUCAAUUUCAAUUGGCACAAUUUGUAGUCCAAUCUUGCACAUUGGGUCCUUCCAUUCCGAAAUGGCUUCAAACACAGAAUGACCUAAACUAUCUAGAUGUUUCAGAUACCAGGAUUUCAGACAUGGCAACAGCAACUGCUUUUCUAUGCUCUAACAAAAGAAGAUUGAACUUUUUGAACAUGUCAAGUAAUCACUUCAAAGGACAACUUCCAAAUUGUUGGAAUCAGUUAGCAUCAUUGAGAAUUCUUGAUCUGAGCAAUAAUGAGUUCUUUGGAGAGAUUCCAAGCUCUAUGGGCUCCUUGCAUUUGAUGCGUCACUUAAUUUUACGUGGCAAUCACUUCACAGGUCAAAUUCCAUCUUUGAAAAAUUGCACUCAGUUAGUAAUGUUGGAUGUGGGACGAAAUAAAUUGUCAGGACCCAUACCUCUAUGGAUAGGAUAUAACCUUCAAAAUUUGCAAGUACUUAGCAUGAGGAAGAACCACUUUCAUGGGAGCUUGCCGUUGCAUCUCUGUCACCUAAAAACUAUUCAGGUUUUGGAUCUUUCAAUGAAUAACUUGUCCGGAAAAAUACCAAAAUGUCUCCAAAACUUCUCAGCAAUGGCUCAAAAACCUACAUCUACUAUUGGCAUCGAUGAAUUCUACACCUUUAUAAAUGGCUCACCUUCGUAUUUUUUUCUUUAUGAUUUUUAUCCGACAGUUAGGUGGAAAGGAAAGGAAUUGUCAUUCAAGGACAAUAAAAGACUUCUGAAGCUCAUUGAUAUAUCUGUCAAUGAACUGUAUGGGAAAAUUCCAAUAGAAAUUGGAAAUCUCUCGGAACUUGUAUCCUUAGAUUUAUCAAGCAACAAUUUGAGUGGUGAAAUCCCUAGGGAGCUUGGAAAUCUACAUGACCUUGAAUUUCUUGAUUUAUCAACAAACCAUCUGUCUGGAACAAUUCCUUCAAGUCUUUCUAAAAUUAAUUGGCUUUCUGUUUUGAACUUAUCAAACAACAACUUGUCUGGAAAAAUUCCAUCUGGAACACAACUUCAAGGUUUUGAUGCAUCUUCUUAUGAUGGAAAUCCAUAUCUUUGUGGGAGUCCACUGAAAAGGCUCUGUCCAAAUGAAGGAUCAGAACCUCCAUUGAAUUUUGGGAAACAUGAGGACGAGAAAGAUGAUUCAUUUUUCACUCAGGGAUUUUACAUAAGCAUGGGUUUGGGAUUUGUUACUGGAUUUUGGGCCAUCUUCGGCUCAUUGCUCAUAUUCCGUUCUUGGAGGCAUGCUUACUUCACCUUCCUGAAUAAUUUGUAUGAGAGAAUUGUUGUGGUCACAAUAAUCAACUUAGCAAGGUGCCGCAGGCUGCUUAGAAGAUAAGUGUAAAAGCAGGAUGGCCAGAGAGGAGCCUCAACCAUUGGAAGCUGGAAGCUCGAAAGUGUGUUUUUGUUGGUGUGGAAGAUCACGUCUGUAAUACUCUGAAGCAUUCUGUAGAAUAGGUGUGGAAGAUCACCAUAGGAAUAAAUCAUCUUUCGUGGAUUCAGUAAUUGUUAUACUUUGUUAAUUUGUGCUGUGAAUCUUCUCUUUUCAUGUCUGUGAUGAUUGCAAGUUGCUCUGUUUUAUCAAAUAAUUUCCUCUGCUAC